Molecule: messenger RNA, 2196 nt
Organism: Hordeum vulgare subsp. vulgare (domesticated barley)
Lineage: Eukaryota; Viridiplantae; Streptophyta; Magnoliopsida; Poales; Poaceae
Exons: 8
Coding region: 1-2196 (731 amino acids)
Biological process (GO): regulation of transcription by RNA polymerase II
Cellular component (GO): chromatin; histone deacetylase complex
Molecular function (GO): transcription coregulator activity; chromatin DNA binding; histone H3K9 demethylase activity
Source: RefSeq, a predicted model, not a curated record
AUGGAUAUUGGACUUGGACAGAUUAUAGGGCCGCCGAGUGGUGGCGCGGACGACCAGGACGGGGGCGCACUAGCAUCGCCGCCGCCGCUGGACGCCGCUCCCGUCUCCGAUUGCGGUGAUGGCCUCGCCCCGUGCAGCUUCGCGAUGACCUUGUCCCUCGACGCCCACCUCUCCGCAUCCAUAACCUCCUCCUCCGACGGCGAGGACCGCAUCAGCGCGCUCCCCGACACCCUCCUCUGCAACGUCGUCUCCCACCUCCUCGUCAAGGAUGCCGCCCGCACCGGCGCGGGCUCUACGCGCCACCCCGCUCGCCCUCGACGACGCCCACCUCCUCCCGCCCCUUCCGCGCCGUCCGCAUCGCCGAGAUCCGCAUCGGCGGGUCCAGCGAGGACGACUUUCCUCGCGCUCACGGAGUGGCUCGGCCACCUCGCCGACAAGGGUGUGGAGGACCUGACCCUCGGCAACCGCCCCUUCUCCUUCGACGUGCUCGUGCAGCAUCCCGUGACCCUCCUCCGCUGCGGGGCCUCGCUCCGCCGCCUCUACCUCGGCGUAUGGCUCUUCCCCUUCACCACCGACCUCCCGCGCGGCCCCGACGUCUUCCCCAACCUCCAGGAGCUCGGCCUCUGCCACGGCAUCACGGAGGAGCGCGACCUCGAGUACGUGCUGGCCUGCAACCCCAAGCUGGAGACCCUGGCGCUCGUCUCCAACUACGGCUACCCCGACCGCGUCCGCAUUGGCAGCCGCAGCCUCCGCUGCAUGCUGCUCUGGCAUUCCCUAGCGGACGAGGUCGCCGUCGUGUCUGCCCCAAGCCUGCAGCGCCUCAUUAUCUACUGCACGCACACCAGUGUGGCUGACGGGGUCAUCAAGGUCAAGAUAGGCCAUGCUCCCCAGCUCGUCGUGCUCGGCUACUUGGACACGGCCACCCAGCAGCUUGAGAUCGGCAACACCAUCAUCAAGGAUGGGGUGACAAAUGUUUGCCCGAAUACAGUGCUUCCAAGCGUCAAGGUGCUAGCUCUCAAGGUCCGUUUCAGAGUGCCUAAAAAAGUCAGAACUUUGCUCUAUUUCUUGAGAUGCUUUCCUGGAGUAGAGACCUUACACAUCAUGGCUGUGAAUAUGUGCGUGCGUGAUAGCGAAGAAGCCGUUGUUGGAGGGGUCAUGCCCAGCGCCUUGAUGUCCAGCACCAAGCUCACACUUGAACAGCAGGAUGAGGUGGCGCAGGCGGAAGCAAAUGACAACUCCUUCCUAAGCUCCAAUGAGAUUAAUAGCACAUCUGUCAAAUUAGACAAGGUAGAUACAUUGGAUGCAAGAGCUGAUGAGAUUGCUUGUGAAACUAAAGUAAAACAUGCUAGAUAUCUGUUGCACUACCUGGUGCCUUGUUUGAGUGACCUGAACAGGGAUCAAAUGGUUGAGAGAGAAAUUGAGGCCAAAAUUCAAGGAUUGGAAUUGUCUGAACUGAGUGUUGAACAGGCUGACUGCCGGAAUGAUGAGAGGAUGUUCUGUGACAAUUGCAGAACUUCGAUCUUUGAUCUGCAUAGAAGCUGUCCAAACUGCUCAUAUGAAUUAUGCAUUGCGUGCUGUAAGGAGCUUCGUGGAAAUAAUCUAGAGGGCUCUUGUCGGGAAGAGCUGGUGUCUUAUCCUAAUAGAGGAAUCAACUAUAUGCAUGGUGGUGAUCCAUCGCCAGAGUUGAUAAACUGCGCACAACCAGACUUUUCCAGUUGCCAGCCUAAGACUACCAAGUGGUGUGCUAAUACUGAUGGGACUAUAAAUUGCGCCCCACCUGAACUUGGUGGUUGUGGUGAUAUUUCCCUUAAGUUGAGGCAGAUGUUUCCAAAAGAUUGGUUAAAUAAUCUCGAAAGGGAUGCUCUACAGUUGAGUAAGCAACUUGAACCUUCUGAUAUUGUCAGCGGAUAUACACAUGAAUGUCCAUGUUGUAGUAAACAUGAAAAUGCAAGGCAUGCUGCCACCACAGAUAAUUCAACAGAUAACUGCCUAUACUGUCCAAAAUCAGAUAAUGAGAAAGCAGAUGAUCUAACUCACUUCCAGAGUCACUGGGUGAAAGGAGAACCUGUUAUUGUUCAACGGGUACUACAGAAAAUACCACAUUUGAGCUGGGAGCCAGCCCAAGCAUUGGGACCAGCUAUACUAUGCUCUGCUCGCUGGAAAAUACACAGCACGCGCAUUUGGGCCAGCCCAUGA